Epinephelus lanceolatus (giant grouper) is the source of this 5234-nucleotide messenger RNA. It is a transcript of the gene tcf3a, whose product is annotated as transcription factor 3a. Gene Ontology annotation, biological process: regulation of transcription by RNA polymerase II. Gene Ontology annotation, molecular function: protein dimerization activity; RNA polymerase II cis-regulatory region sequence-specific DNA binding; DNA-binding transcription factor activity, RNA polymerase II-specific. Gene Ontology annotation, cellular component: chromatin; transcription regulator complex. NCBI's taxonomy places the organism in Eukaryota, Metazoa, Chordata, Actinopteri, Perciformes, Serranidae. The record is from RefSeq and is a predicted model, not a curated record.
CCGCCAAUCGACAUAGGUCCCCGGGAAUUGCUACUCCGCUCAUUUUGUGUUCCGUUUACAGCCACGAAACAGUGACAUUUUCUGCGGUGUUAAAAUAAUUGUCGUAUCCGUGAAUAAAAUCGUGACACCUGCUCGGUUUGGUGACUGCGUUUUAGCCGACAUUGAUGCCACUGAUGUUUCAGCGUCCAUGUCCCCCGUAGGCUGUGCUGCGGAGUGAUACUCAUCUCAUCGGUGCCGACAAUGUGGAGGCUGUUAAAAUGUCUACUUGGAAAAUGAAAUGGUUACAUUUUCUCCAACAAUAAGGAAACGGAGCGGCGUAAGAGUUAUGGUUCGCGUUAGAAACGUGUUUCCAGUUUCGUGACGAGGACGACGACGAAACGAGGCGACGGAGGAGUGGUUCAUUUUGUCUUUCCUCGUUUUAUCGAGCCCACAGUCCGGACCACGGGGGGAAGGAUCCUAUCCCUAACUUUGUUUUUCUCUGUGCUGCGGCCGUUGGUUUCUCCCCGUUGGAUGCCAUUUAAUUGAAUCCAGUGGCUUGCUGAGACUGAAAGAGCCAAGUGAACAGCAGCAGAGAAUGGCUGCAGUGGAAACAGACAAGGAGCUCAACGACUUGCUGGAUUUUAGCGCGAUGUUUGAGCCUCCAGUUUCAAACGGCAAGAACCAGCCGACUACCCUCGGCAGCAGUCGGUUUUCUGGUUCAGGUUUAGAUGAUAGGAGUGGGUCCAGUCCCUGGGGGCCAGGAGAACAGAACAGUCCAUCUUUCAACCAGGGACGGGGUUACGGAGAACAAGGCCUUUACAGUGAGCAAGAAGGCAUUGCCUCUGCCCCCAUGUAUGGAUCAGGAAUUGUAGGGAAGGCUGAGCGAGGAGCAUACUCGUCAUUUGCAACACAGCCGGGCUUUAUGCCCAGUGAGAUGCCCAUGCCCAGUCCUGAUGCUCUCUCCCCGUCUGGCCUGAAGUCCAAUCCCCAGUUUUAUUCCUCCUAUGAGGGAGGCAACUCUCGCAGGAGACCCUCACAGGAGCCCGUUGGACCACAGCCAAAAAAGAUCAGGAAGGUGCCCCCUGGCCUGCCCUCCUCGGUUUAUGUAUCAGCCUCAGGAGAGGAUUUUAACAGGGACAAUGCUGGCUACCCGGCCUCCAAGACAGGAAACGUCUACCCACCACCAUUCUACAUGCAAGAAGGCCUCCACCCGCCCUCUGAUCCAUGGGGCUCUGCCAGGUCGAUGGUUCAGCCUGGUUAUUCUGCCAUGCUGAGCAACUCCCCCCAUCUGAACCAGCAUGCUCCCUUCACUGCCAUCAACCCCCAAGACAGACUGAAACGGCAGCCACUGCCCCUCUCUCCCCAAAACUACCCCAUGCAUGGCAGUGAAGUGAACGGGGCUCAUCCCGCUGGUUUCCACUCUGGCCCCAGCAGCUUCGGAGUCCCCAGCCACACACCCCCGAUGGCUGACACCAUUAUGGCCAAUCGAGGUGCAGUACCUGGCAGUUCAGGUGAUGAGAUUGGAAAAGCCCUGGCAUCUAUCUAUCCUUCAGAUCCACACAGUAACGCCUUCCCUCCGUCUCCGUCUACUCCCUCUGGCUCUCCACAGGCUGUAUCAGGCUCUGCUUCCCAGUGGACUCGAUCCUCCGGCCAGGCCACACCUUCACCCAACUAUGAGGUUCAGUCCAUGCCGAGUAAAGUGGAGGACCGCCUGGAUGAAGCCAUCAAUGUUCUUCAGCGUCACGCCAGUGGACAAGGAGGGCCAGGCCUGGCUGAAAUGCACAGUCUGCUCUCGUCUGGUUUAGGGUUACCUCAAGCCUUCACCAGCGCAGCACUUGGAUUGGCUGGUCGCCUGCCUGGACUGGUGUCAGGUCACCACGAGGACUCUGCUGGUCUGCCAUCUAGUGGAGGACUAAUGCAUGGACACCACGGCCCCUCCUCUGUGCAGCCUGGCUCUCAGCCUGAAGGUUUCACCGGUCUGUCCAGUAGCCUCAGUCGCUCCAGUGGUUCUGACAUCAAACGAGAGGAUAAGGAGGACGAUGAAAAUUGCUCCAUCACCGACAGGUCAGAGGACGAGAAAAAAGACAUGAAGAACCGCAUUCGAACAAGUCUGGAUGAUGAGGAAGACGAUGAAGAUCUGCCAGUGGAGAUUAAGGCUGAGCGGGAGAAAGUGAGGAGGAUGGCAAACAACACCCGUGAACGGCUACGGGUGCGGGACAUCAACGAGGCUUUUAAGGAGCUGGGCCGCAUGUGUCAGCUCCAUCUGAGCCACGAGAAACCGCAGACCAAAUUGAUCGUGCUGCAACAGGCCGUUAACGUUAUUCUCAACCUGGAGCAGCAAGUUCGAGAGCGUAAUUUGAACCCAAAGGCUGCCUGCCUCAAGAGGAGAGAGGAGGAGAAAGUUUCAGGCGUGGACCCCCAGAUGCAGCUGGGUGGGGGGCACCCUGGUCUAGGAGGAGAUGGACAUAUGUAACUCUCAGUUCCUGUUGAUUGUACAGCCCUUAGAACACGUGGCCUUAAUCUAUCAUUGUCAUGCAUCUCAGUGUGUGUUAAUCAACUCUUGGAAAGCACACACGCACACACACCUCAUUACUGACAAAGCAGGUGGCCACAUUCCUGACUACGAAUACAAAAGUAACAAGCACACUCUCGCAGAAUGAGCGGAAAUGUAUUAACUUUAACGUGACAACACUUUGAACCGAGGACAGCGGUUUGGAGACGGCGGAAAAUUGGAUAUGAGGACAUUCUUACGAUCGUGUUUUUGUAAGACACUUUGGAAAAAUUGCUUUUACUUGUUGGGAGCAAAACUUGUUUGGAUCAAAUGAAACUUUUUGGAUCAACUGCUUGUGUGAGCAGAGUUAGGGUUUGUAUUGUUGGAUGAUUAUUGGCAUUCCCAUCUGAAAAGCAGGUCUUACAUUCUUCACAGGCAAAGAGGGACACUGGGUUUAUGAACCCGUUAAAGCGUGCCCACAAGAGGCCUAAUGCAUAGUGUUUAAGAUGAAAUAGCCAUCAUUAUUAUUUCUCACGUGAUGACUGAAUUACAGAGGCAGGUUUGGAGACAUCCAGCUACUAAAUGGCAAUCAGAGAGCUGACACCUUUUUUGUAUUUCUGGAUGUGUUUUUUAAAUUUCUUGCUUUGGCUGAAAAGGUGCCACAGUCACUGGCUCACACACACGUGAUGGGUUAUUUUUUCUUUAUUUUUAACUGUGGAGUCUUAUCUCUUAAGUCCUGUACAUCUGUUAUGGUCACUGCCAUGCAAGUGGAACGAAAAGACAGCCGGAGAGAGACCCUCCACUGACACAAACGCGAGCAAAGACUCGAUACAGAUCCAGGAACCACAGUGAUGUUGACUCAAACGUGCACAUCCUGACCGGUUGGACUCGAGCGUUCAGAUGUCAUCCUCACUGCUCAGCUCCAUGAUGAAGUCAGUCACUCUCAGCCUGCCCCUGUCACACCACACCUAAAGACUCUGUUACAGCAUGGUGAACUUACUAAACUGAAGUCUCGGAGCGAUUUGUGUCACAUUUUGCCAGAAGACAGAAAUAAUUGAGUAUUGAAAGGGAUCAUGAGUGUUCUGCUGCCCUGUAGAGAAUUUACUCGCCAUUGACGGACUUGUUUUGGUUGUUGCUGUGUGUUGAGAAUUACGUGUUUUUGUUUUCCCCUUUUGAACAACUGCAAAGCCUGUUGUGAGGAUCUUCCUUUUGUAGAAUUGAUUUACCUUUUUUUUUAAUUGUUUUAUUUUUUACUUUGUAAAAUAGUUGUAUGAGUUUUGUUUUUAUCAUUUUGGAAUGCUUUUUCUUUAUUUUUUGUUUACAUUGUUUAAAUGUAACACGACUCUCAAUUUUUAGAUUCCAGGAACAAAGUGAGGUGUUUUUCUUUUCGUGCCAGGUGCUUAGAAAUGUUAGAAAUGACAAACUUAUCUGGCUGUAACAUCACAUGUUGUGAUAUUGCUCUCUUUAAAAAAAAACAAAAAACACAAUGCAUGUUUCAGCACAAAGCUGUCAGGCCAGUUGUAAUUGGAUGGUUCUGGUGUUUGCGACAGAUUUUUUUUUUCUUAAAUGAAACAAUAUUUUUCUUCAGCACGCCCCCCUCUCCGCUCCCUGAUGUCCAGCUCUCUGAUGAGCGUGUUGAUUAGUUUGAGGAAGGGGCAGCGGGGGCGGUCUGCACAAUCUGCAACAUAAUUCACUGUUUCAUUGUGAUAUGAAGCAUAAAAUGAAUCAAAUAGGGUGGCCUUAGUCAUUUUCCUGACUUUGGGAGUUUUGAUAAUGGUUACUCACCAGUGCCUGAAUACUUCACUGCUACAUGGUGGAUGACGUUGCAUUUGAGGAUUUAUAGGUUGUACCUUUUUAUAUUACAGAUGUAUAAAACAUAUAUACUUCAUCUGACAGUGUCUCAGAACAUCUAAAUGAAGAAUUACACUCAGUGACGCUGACUGCUUCAGUGUCCAUGUCAUUAAAUGUAAGAUGACUAAUAACCAGGGAUCUCAUUUAUAAGAAUACGUUGGAUCUAUACUAAAAAUGUGCGUGCAACAAUAAUUUCUCCAUCUGUGUCGCCAUUUUCCCAUCUCUAACUGUUUAUAAGCAUGGGUCAAAGCUUCUCCAAUCAAGUCUGUUUUUAUAGAUCAAAACUCCUGCGUGGGAAGUGUCGCACGCAGUUUAUAAAUGAGACCCCUGGUAUUCAACUUUGACGCUGAAAACUACUUAAAAUGUUUCAUCUUUUAUGUACUGAUUUUGUUAAGUAUAAUUUUGUCCUUGACUGGCAUGUGCAUUGAUAUGUAUGUACAGCUGUAUGAUACGUCAGCUUUAUCAUUGUAAGCUGAUACUGAUAUGUAACAGUAUUUGGUUUCUACCUGUCAUGUUUUGUCACAGAUCCCGCCCCGCGGACGAGCCCCAAGCAUUACCUUUCAGUUACUCUAACCUUUCGGCAGAAAAAACGUGGUGUUUGUUGUGAUAUGAAAAAUCUCUACUGAAGACUUGUACUUUUUAUUUCUUUACAUGAAAGUUUUUUCUGCAGUAUCCGAGGAUCAAAUCAUGCACCAGAUAUUUUUUUUGUUUUUAACAGAACCCUUUCUGUCCUUCACAACAGAUGAACUGCUACAAAUCUCUCUGUCUUCACUCAUGUUUGGGGACAACAUCUAUGUAGGCUAUGUCCUCAAAGUGCCUCCAGUUUCCUAUUUUUUAUAUAUAAAGUAGAUAUAGAGAACUGUUGUGUAUAUAACAGUAAUGUAGCAAUAAAUGUGCCAUUUUUAAUAACAAA